AUGACUAUUGUCAAUAUUCGCCGCGAUGUGGAUGACAAGUUCUACCGAUACCGCAUGCCACUCCUCGAGACAAAGAUUGAGGGAAAAGGCAAUGGAAUCAAGACUGUCGUGCCCAACAUGUCGGACAUUGCUCGCGCAUUAAGCCGGCCACCGUCGUACCCAACCAAGUACUUUGGCAGUGAACUGGGUGCGCAGACAAUUAUCGACGACAAGAAUGAUCGCUACAUCGUGAACGGUGCACAUGAUGCGAACCGCCUUCGUGAGCUGCUAGAUGGCUUCAUUGACAAGUUCGUGCUGUGUGGCGACUGCAAGAAUCCAGAGACGGAUCUCAAGAUCAAGGACGGCGAUAUUUUGCGCGACUGCAAGGCUUGCGGAAAGCGCAACUACGUCGAUAUGGGCCACAAGCUUGUGACAUUCAUCCUGAAGAACCCGCCCCCGAAGCGCGUGAAGGGCACGAAAGGUGCCGGUGCCUCGAGUGGGCAAUCUGUGCAAACUGGCAAUGAUGAAGAAGCAGCUAAUAGUGAUGAUGAGCUGACGCGCCGCAUUAAUGCAGAGGCAUCGCGGAUCCCAACUGCUGAUCAGCGUGCCAAGGAAGCAGACGCAGACGAAGAUUGGUCCGUCGACACCUCGGAAGCGGCCGUCGCUGCGCGUGUUAAAGCUCUAGAAGGUGCGAUGAAUGUGCUGAACGUUGGCGCAGAAGAUGACGAGGGCGGCGAUGAUGAUGACGCUAGUCCGUACGCGCAAUUUGGCACGUGGAUCCUCGAGGAGCGCGAGGCUGGCAAGACGCCUAGUGCUGCUGAGGUGUACCGCAAGGCACAAGAGAUGGGCAUUGAAAAGAAGCACAAGACACUGCAAGUGCUAUUCCAGGCGCUAUUUUCUGAAAAUGCACCGACAGAAGUUCAGUCGUAUGGACCAUUGCUUUUAAAGAUGGUUACGUCAGAAAAGCACCAAAAGUCGAUGCUUGGAGGUCUGGAGCGACUCGCUGGUUUAGAACAUCCCUCGCUCGUCCCAAACGGCGUUCCCAAGCUCCUAAUGGCACUGUACCAGAUGGAUGUUCUGGACGAAGAUGUUGCGCAGCAGUGGGGCACGCAUGUAUCGAAGAAGUAUGUCGACAAGGAGACCUCGAAGCGCGUGCGGAAGGCAGCGGCGCCCUUCUUGGAAUGGCUCGAGCAAGCUGAGAGCGAUGAUGAUGAUGAGAGUGAGGAUGGCGAUGAUGACGAAGAGGAUGACGACGAAGACGAGGAUGUGAAGAAGCAGACAGGAAGGCGCGCGGCUGCCCAGUCCACGUCAGAGUACCAAAAAGGCGAUAGCGAUUUGGAUGACUUGUAG
Molecule: messenger RNA, 1329 nt
Organism: Malassezia globosa CBS 7966
Lineage: Eukaryota; Fungi; Basidiomycota; Malasseziomycetes; Malasseziales; Malasseziaceae
Exons: 1
Coding region: 1-1329 (442 amino acids)
Biological process (GO): formation of translation preinitiation complex; translational initiation; formation of cytoplasmic translation initiation complex
Cellular component (GO): cytosol
Molecular function (GO): GDP-dissociation inhibitor activity; translation initiation factor activity; eukaryotic initiation factor eIF2 binding
Source: RefSeq, a predicted model, not a curated record